AUUGCAGUUUCUAGAACAGUCAGUGAGUUUUGGAAAAGUAUUCGUGCAAUAUGUUGAAGCUAAAAGUUUUUCUUGUCGUAGGAUUCGUUGUUCUCUUAGGCGUAUCGGCAAAGGCACAAGACAUAGAAGAUGACGACCACGAAAAUGAGAUUCCUAUUACCAUCAUCGAAGGUUUUAAACAUUCUAUAGAAGAACAAGUCCAGAAGAACCAUCUCAAUUGCAAAAAUCAUGCAAAGUAUUGCAAAGAGCAAAAUAAAGGCGAAGCCGUCUGCCUGUUAAUUAUGAAAAGUUUUCUGUGCGAUAACAAGACGUCGGAUGAGCAAAUCAAGGCCUUGAUUGAAGAACUGUAUGCGAAAUCGAAAGUAGAAUACGACCAGCAACACGAACACGGUUCCGCAGCUUAAUAUCGUCGAUUUGAAUUGAAAAAUAAGUAUAUAUUCCCAUAUAAUCUUCAACCUCUAUACGAUACUAGAAAUAAAGAAAUACCAAAUAAA
Messenger RNA from Nasonia vitripennis (jewel wasp), 494 nucleotides. Its product is annotated as venom protein L. NCBI's taxonomy places the organism in Eukaryota, Metazoa, Arthropoda, Insecta, Hymenoptera, Pteromalidae. The record is from RefSeq and is marked validated.